UCACUGACAGAGGUGUCAUUAGACUCUAAUUAUACAGAGAAAGAGAGAUGAGGAGGGGGCUGGAUAGAGCCAGAGUGUGCUGAGAGACAGAGAUGGGGAAGGGGCAGUUCAGAGGGAUUAACUACUUGCACCCUGAUUGGACAGUACAGUUCAUUAACACCAGCACAGUGGCCGUUAAUGCUCAUAGUGGCCGUUAAUGCUCAUAGACCACAAGGAUAUGAAAAAAAAAUUAAACUGCAUAGAAGUCUGUAUGUGUGCGUGAGAGAGAGGGAAGAGAAAGAGUGAGAAAGGGAGAGAGAGAAAAGAGACAAAGAGAGAGAUAGAGAGAGGGAGAGAAAAGAGACAAACAGAGAGAGAGAGGGAGAGAGAGAGAGACUGGAAACACACACACACACACACACACACACAUGCACAUUCCAGACCCCUUGCUCUGGGAUUUGCGCGUUUAUGAAGGAGUUUUCGCACUCACGCUAUCACCAAGCUCUAUGACGGUACGCAAAGGGAAAAAACUCGCCAUCUCUAUCCAGGAACACAUGGCCAUCGACGUCUGCCCCGGACCGAUCCGGCCGAUCAGGCAGAUCUCCGCCUACUUCCCCCGGUUGUCCCCCCCCGCCGCGGCCAGCGAGUCUCUCUCCCCGAACCCAGUGGGUUUCCCAUCAGCCCUCAGUCCGGGGGGCGGGGCCUCGGCCAUAGGGGGCGGCGGCCUGCCGUCCCCCAUGCUGCCGGGAGCCGCGGGCGGCGGCGUCGACACAUCGGUGGAGAUUGACAGCUGUGACAGUGACGACAACACAUCUUUAGGAACCCUGGAGUUCAGUCUUCUAUAUGGAAGAGCAACAAGCACCCUGCACUGCACUGUGAUUAGAGCCAAGGGUCUGAAACCCAUGGAUUUCAAUGGGCUGGCGGAUCCGUAUGUCAAACUCCACCUGCUUCCAGGAGCCUGCAAGGCGAACAAGCUGAAGACCAAGACUGUCCGUAACUCCCUGAAUCCCACGUGGAAUGAGACCCUGACCUAUCAGGGCAUCACUGAAGAGGACAUGUACAGGAAGAUACUCAGGGUGUCGGUGUGCGAUGAGGACAAGCUGACUCAUAAUGAGUUUAUCGGGGAGGCAAGGAUUCCCCUGCGGAGGGUGAAGGCCGACCAGCGCAAACAUUACAACGUCUGCCUGGAGCACGCCCCUCCUCUGCCAUCUCCCACUUCCAUGAGUUCAGCACUGCGUGGGAUCUCCUGCUAUCUGAGAGAGUGGGAGAAUGAGAUGCAGAGGAAUCUGGAGGAGCGGGGGAGGCUCCUGCUCUCCCUGCAGUUCCUGCCCCCGCCUGAUGAGGAAGAGGAGGAAGAGAAAGAGGCCAAGGAGGGGCGGCGUGGCGGGCUGUGUGUGGGGGUCCAAAGAUGUGCCCACCUGGCCGCCAUGGAUGUCAACGGAUUCUCCGACCCCUACGUCAAGACAUACCUUAAGCCCGACCUAUACAAGAAAUCCAAACACAAAACUGCAGUCAUAAAAAAAACACUCAACCCAGAAUUCAACGAGGAGUUCUUCUAUGAGAUCUCUUUCUCCGAGCUGAGCAGCAAGACUCUGGAGAUCACAGUCUGGGACUAUGACUUGGGCAGGUCUAAUGACUUCAUUGGGGGAGUGUCUCUCAGCUGUCACUCACAGGGAAACGCACUCCGUCAUUGGGUGGACUGUCUGAACAACAAGGGAAAGAGAGUGGAGAGAUGGCACACGUUGACCAAUGAGCUGCCAAGAUCCUCCUACCAUGACUGAAGUGAGGAGGCGGACACAUUGUUCUUCCCAACACGUGGGGGAUGCAUUGGGACUGCUCUGCAUGUGUAUCUACGGACAGACUGCGUUUUACCUGUGUGUGCCCCACCAUCCAAUGCACUACAAAUAAAUACUUAUGCCUUUUAACUACAUCCACACAUUGACUAAAUUCAAUAAUUAUGGUUUUCACAAUAAUGUUUGCUGUGUUGCACUGUGAAAAGCACUAUAUGGUAAGUCAAAGGUGCUAUGCCAAUGAAAUCUGACAGAUUCGAGUGACUGCAAGCCCAUUCCCUUAUCCUUAAACAAUGCUGCUGCCCACACCCAAUCCUGUAUGAUCAUCAUUCACCAAUUACAACGGAGCACAUCCCAUUAUGAUAAUUCAUUGGUAAUGACUAUUAUAGUAGAUUCUUCCAUGUUGACUGUUUAAAAAUUUAAAAAAAAUUAUUAAAAAUAAGUACAUAGUGGAAUAUUGGCAUGUUCCCUCUUUCCCGCUCACCCACUCACUUCAUUAUUCUUUCACUCUACCUCCCAUCCUCCUGCAUUACUCUGCUUCUCUUUGCAGUGUGAUCAGUACUCUGCAAAGUUCAAGAUAUAAAUAUAUAUAUACUUCUAUAUAUAUAUAAAUCACUGUCAGUAUAUUACUGUUGUCAUAUUAUUGAAUUGAUACAAAGUAUUUCAUCCUUUGAAUGCAAAAUGGAUGUUUGUGCUCAUGUACAAUACUGAUAAUAAUAAUAAUAAUUCUUGUUAUUGUAUGAUUAUUAUUAUUAUUAUAACAAUAACAAUUAUUAUUAUUAUUACAGCACAGUUUUAAAGUCUAUUUCCUCAUUAAAGUGAGCUGCAGUUCUCCAGUGCUCGUGCUGCAUGUUGUAUCAGCAGAGCAAGAAUGGCGUCCGAUUUCUACAUCUCUCUUCCUCUUGCUGGCGAGUCGGUGUGCUGACCACAACGCAUGUCUUAGUGUACAAGUGCCACUUUCUAACUAUGCCAGUUGAGUGUUUACAUUGAUGGUUUUGGAUCUUGUUCCGUUUCCGUUCCGUUUUGGAGAGUGCUAAUGUUUACCUUUAUACCAAGUGUUUCUGUAAUGAAAUAUGAAAUACAUUUGGAAUGCGGUACGAA
Conger conger (European conger) is the source of this 2870-nucleotide messenger RNA. RefSeq names its product double C2-like domain-containing protein alpha. The record is from RefSeq and is a predicted model, not a curated record. Lineage: Eukaryota; Metazoa; Chordata; Actinopteri; Anguilliformes; Congridae. Bases 408 to 1760 code for a protein of 450 amino acids. The transcript has 12 exons.